Molecule: messenger RNA, 2159 nt
Organism: Austrofundulus limnaeus
Lineage: Eukaryota; Metazoa; Chordata; Actinopteri; Cyprinodontiformes; Rivulidae
Gene: pdss2
Product: prenyl (decaprenyl) diphosphate synthase, subunit 2
Exons: 8
Coding region: 201-1370 (389 amino acids)
Biological process (GO): isoprenoid biosynthetic process; ubiquinone biosynthetic process
Cellular component (GO): mitochondrion; transferase complex
Molecular function (GO): prenyltransferase activity
Source: RefSeq, a predicted model, not a curated record
UUGUUACGUUUUUAAAAAUGGCGGCGCCCUGUGUCGGGUUUUGUACAACCUGUAGUUGACAUCGUUCAAAUGUCAUGUGUUUUAACGUAACGCGGGUUAGUUUUUGUGUGGCAGCGAGCGCGAUGUGUUGACUCGUUUUUUUUUAAACGCGACGUCCCGUUGAGGUGUUUCAAAGGUCGAGGAGGAAAAGGAAAUCAAACAUGUUUUCAGCUUCGUGGUCGCGCCUGUCCCGUUUGUCUGCGUCGACCACCCGAGGAGGAGGAGGAGGAGGACGGAGAAGUCUGAGUUUGUUCUCCAGCUCCGAGUCCUCCAGCUGGAGCAAGGUGGUGUCGGAUGCGGAGAAGAUCGUGGGUUAUCCGACCUCCUUUAUGAGUCUGCGGUGUCUGCUCAGUGACGAGCUCAGCAAUGUGGCCAUGCACGUCCGCAAGCUGGCCGGGACCCAGCAUCCCUUACUCAACACUGCCAGAGGCUUCGUCUCCGACAACAGGAACAACCUCCAGAUGAGAGGACUGAUCGUCCUGCUUCUGUCCAAAACCGCCGGGCCGAGCAGCGCCGCCUUCGACCUGCCCACUCAGGACGUGGUCAGCGGCAUCUACCCCAGUCAGAGGAACUUGGCAGAAAUCACAGAGCUGAUCCACACGGCGUUCCUGGUGCAUCGUGGGAUUGUGAACCUGAAGGAGUGGACGGUUUCCGACGGCCCGCUGAAGGACAUGGAGUUUGGGAACAAGAUGGCCGUCUUGAGCGGCGACUUCCUGUUGGCCAACGCCUGCACAGGGCUGGCCCAGCUCAACGACACGAAGGUGGUUGAGCUGAUCUCCAGCGCCAUCGGGGAUUUAGUUCAAGGAAUUUAUUAUGAGAAUUCCUUCAACGCUGAGGACGGUCUCACCGACGGCGUCGACGUGGUGUCGUGGGAGGAGCAGACGUUCCUGUCCCACGGAUCGCUGCUGGCCAAGAGCUGUCAGUCCGCCAUGCAGCUGGCCCAACACGACAAAGAGGCCCAAAGGCUGGCCUACCUGUACGGAAAGCACCUGUCGCUGGGCCACAAGCUGAACUCUGACUUGCAGCCGUUCGUGAAGAACGGGUCGGGAGAGUCGGCGUUGUUCAGUUUGAGCGCCGCCCCCGUGGUUUUCCACCGUCAGAUUGUCGGCACAGAGAAAUGGAACCAGCAGCUCCAGCAGGCUAAAACUUGGAGAAACAAGUUGGAUUACUCCAAGCUCCUGGCGGCGGUGAAGUCGGAGAAAGGCGUGAGCUCGGCCGUGGACUUGUGCUGUUACCAUAGCAACAGGGCUCUGGAGGCCAUCCAGGCUUUCCCCUCCUCGGAGGCUCGCUCCGCCUUGGAGAACAUCGCCUUCGCCGUCACCAAAUUUUGACCUGAACGCACACACAUCAAAACGGAGACGCGUGUGUGUCUGCAGGAGCUUCAGGAGGAGAAAUAAAGACCCGAACACUGGAAUCAUCAAAUAUAAAAAACAAACCACUCUGCUCGAGCACGCUGCCAAAUAUUUAGUUGUUUUUUGUCGGCACCAGACGCAGAACAUCGUUUAGGAUGCGCUUCGAGCUUUAAUACGUCAUGAAGAACCGCUCGCUCCUGCAAACUGGAGCGUCGUGGAGGUUCGACAAGUGGAAAAGGUUCACCAAAAAAAAAGGUCCUGCAGAAACUCACGCGAAUGAGGAAUGUGUGUGUGUGUGUGUGUGUGUGUGUGGUUCAGGGGCGUGGAAAGGUCACCUCAGCCUCUCCCCUCGGCCCCAUCCAAGCGAGCACAUCGAAGCUCCGCCAGAGCAGUAAUUAUUAAUGAAGAGACCUGAGCAAAUGGACAGGAAAUGCAGAGGUAUUGAUUGGGCCGGCUGCCCUGCUCCGAGCCGCGCAGCCUGGCGCCAGCCCGGUGGGCCUGUGGUUUCCCAGGCUGCUGUCUGCGGAGGGGGGUGGGGUGGGCGCGCCGCAGCAAAAGGUGUGAAACCGCCGCCCCGUCAACGCGUCCCCCAGGUGCACCUGAAGGACGGAGACGGACGUCGGGWCGCAGAAUGUCAAACGAGAGUCGGUACAAAAAUAAAAACAAUAAAGGUGCUUCAUCCUCGUUUUGUAAAAUUCAACCUGUUUUUUUUUUUUUUAUUAUCAAAUGAGUUUUAAGACCUGAUUAAAGAUCUAAUCCAUCCCUGAA